Molecule: messenger RNA, 375 nt
Organism: Rhipicephalus microplus (southern cattle tick)
Lineage: Eukaryota; Metazoa; Arthropoda; Arachnida; Ixodida; Ixodidae
Gene: RpS21
Product: ribosomal protein S21
Biological process (GO): translation
Cellular component (GO): ribosome
Molecular function (GO): structural constituent of ribosome
Source: RefSeq, a predicted model, not a curated record
ACAAAAGUGAUUAUUGCCAGUCCCAGCCCUUUUUCAUCACUGACGCCGUUGCUAAAGUGUUCGCGAGCAACUUCAGGUUAGCCAACCAUGCAGAACGAGGCCGGAGAAUACGUCGAUCUGUACAUUCCCCGCAAGUGCUCUACGAGCAACCGCAUCAUCCACGCCAAGGACCAUGCUUCCAUCCAGAUCAACUUGGCAAUUGUAGAUGAGCAGUCCGGCCGGGCGACCGGUGAAACUACGGCCUACGCCAUCUGUGGUGCCAUCCGCCGCAUGGGGGAGUCUGACGACUGCAUAACGCGGUUGGCGCAGAAAGAUGGCUAUAUUCCAAAGGACUACUGAUGGAAGCUCAUAAAUAAACAUUGGUAACCACCGAAA